CUUUCUUCACACAGGCACAGACCGCGGUCUCGGUUGGAGACCCAGACACUGGUUUGCGGUUUCUGGCGGGAGAGGUGGUGGGUUUGAGCGCGUUGUCGAGUGGGCGUUCCUGGGGAGCGCGCCGAGGUGCUGGGGACGCGCCUGUGCCAGCUCUGAGAGCCGCAAAGAGGGUAAACUGCGCGGCACGCGAGUGGAAGCCCCGUUAAUCUGCCCGCCCGCGCCGAUCCUGUCACAAGCAUCUGUGCGAAAGAUCCCACUCCCUGCAGAUGAGCCGAUAAACUAGGACACGCAGAGGGUGUCUUUAUCCCAAUUCACGGCGCCACUGCCAGCUAGUGUAUCCCGGUGGAGUCGUGGAAAGCCCUGCGGAAAUCUACACAGAGCCUUUUGGACGCAGAAAAGAGGAACUACUCAGUCCAGCAAAAUAACUUUUAUAGGAAGAGAACAUUUAACAAAAAAAGAAGGAGACUAGGGUAUUUGUUCAAUAUCGCACGGAUUUCAAAUCUUCCCCUGGGGUUGACGAACGGAACAUAUUGUUUAUUUUUUCCCUUCAAUUUAAUAGCAUUGCCUGGAUUAUCCUCACGCUUUCAUCGAGUCGGUUUCAAGCUGUUUCUUCAAGGCACUUGAUUUUCUGCUCAUAAAUUAGUGUGGAAUCUCUGAGGACGAGGGUUUGAAGCGACCGUUGCGUCUCGAGGGGAGCGGGAAAAGGCCGAAAGCCCCGAAAAAUAAGCUUUGUGUCGAAGAAGUUUUUUUAGAGUGCGUCUGAGAUCACAAUGCGCCUCUGAUUUUUUCGCUUUCCGGAGAAUGCCCAAUGACCGAUGGGAGAUCAUGAACAGCUCUUCGGAACUAGAAGAUGGACAGCGGCAUAAAAAUCAGACAUUCUGUGAAUGUGUGCCCAGCUCUUCUCAGCUCAAACACCGUUGGUCAGACUCAGACACAGUCAGACAGACCACACCCAAGAGGAUGAGCUGCAGCUACCUCCUCUGUACUAUCCUACUCUUCGUUGCUGUGCUGCUCGCCGUCACGGUAACGGGCACCAUCCUCUUCAUGAACCACUACCAGGCCCCUCCUCUCUCCGAUGGGCCGCCUCACAUCAGCACCAACCAGGACGAGUCCAACGCCCUGGUAACGGUCGAGAGGGGCGACGGCUCACGCAUCAACAUCUUCAUCGACCCCAACUGCCCCGACUACAACAGCAACUUCAUGCGGCUGGAGGGCGUGCAGACGUCCCUGCUGCACUCGCUCACCGACCACGACUCCGACCUCAAGUCCGUCAAGGGUCAGGACCGCGCUCUACUGGUCAACCUGGCAGAGGAGGUGGCCAAGCUGUCUGCCCACGCCGGGCAGCUGAAGAUGGACUACGAGGCCCUGAGGAGGGGACAGGGCAGCCUGGGUCAGGAGCUGAGCACGCUGCAGAACGAACAGGGCAGACUCAUUCAGCUCCUCUCUGAGAGCCAGGUGAACAUGGUGAAGGUGGUGAACUCUGUGAGUGACGCGCUGAACUCAAUGCAGAAGGAGACGGGAGGUCUGAAGGCGCGUGUCAAAGCUGACCUGCAGAGGGCGCCGGUCAGGGGGACACGCCUCAAGGGCUGCGCCAAUGGUUCUCGUCCUCGUGACUGUAGUGAUAUCUACUCCAGCGGUCAGCGGGAGGAUGGCAUCUACUCAGUGUUUCCCACUCACCACCCUGCAGGCUUUCAGGUCUACUGUGAUAUGACCACGGAUGGAGGAGGAUGGACUGUGGUCCAGCGUAGGGAAGACGGCUCAGUGAACUUCUUCAGGGACUGGGAGUCCUACAGAGAGGGGUUCGGCAAAAUCACAGGAGAACACUGGCUUGGUCUGAAGCAGAUGCACACUCUGUCCAUUCAGGGGAACUACGAGCUGCGGAUCGAUCUGGAAGACUUUGAGAACAGCACGGCAUUCGCUCAGUACGCCACCUUCGGUGUGGGUCUCUUCUCCGUCAACGCAGAUGACGAUGGAUACCCACUCACCGUCGCAGACUAUUCCGGAACCGCAGGUGACUCUCUGCUCAAGCACAAUGGGAUGAAGUUCACCACCAAGGACGUGGACAAUGACCACUCCGAGAACAACUGCGCCUCAUUCUACCAGGGCGCCUGGUGGUACCGCAACUGCCACACGUCCAACCUGAACGGCCAGUACCUGCGCGGCCAGCACACCUCCUACGCCGACGGCAUCGAGUGGUCCUCCUGGACCGGCUGGCAGUACUCGCUCAAGUUCACCGAGAUGAAGAUCCGGCCCACGCGCGACGACAGCAAAUGAGGAAGAGGAAGAGGGGGAGGAGGAGGAGGAGAGAGGGGGUGGGAGUGAAUGUUAUAGGGUAUAAAAGGAUAUCAGGGAGAAAAGAUACAUAUUAAAAGAUAAAUACGUGUACAGAUGUUGAGAUGACAAAUCCCAAAUGCUUGAGGACUGAAGUAGAGGUCUGUAAGAUAAGAGUGAGAAUCCGAUGGACAUUAAUUACCCUUUUAUUGUUUGUUUGUUUGUUUUGGGGGCUCUUCUGGGCUAGUCUGUACCCAUAACGUUUGUAUGCUUUGUGUGCUCUGUCACUUACUCUGCAGCAAAAUCCCCUCUGAUUGGAGGAGAUGAAUGCAACUGAAUAUUUCAUUGGCUGAAUAUGUUGAUUAUAAAUUGUUGGGUCAUGGGUCCCUGUGUUAUUGGGAGAUGGGGGGAAAGACUGGCCUGUUAAUGUCUGUUCUCAGAUGGUCUAUCUGACUUGUAUAUGGUGUGUUGUUUCUUGAUUGGCUCUUUGAUCCCAAAUCCCUCCAGUGAGAACAACUCUUUAUUUAAACUGUGAAUCAGGCUGUUGCCUGAUAACGUGUCACAGAGAGUGAGGAAGAGGGAGAGACAUCAAGAGAAGGACAGAGGAAAAAGAGAGAGCAACAGAGAGAAAAAAAAAAAUUAAAGUG
Messenger RNA from Clupea harengus (Atlantic herring), 2918 nucleotides. RefSeq names its product fibrinogen C domain containing 1b (gene fibcd1b). The transcript is spliced from 9 exons. Bases 802 to 2274 code for a protein of 490 amino acids. The record is from RefSeq and is a predicted model, not a curated record. NCBI's taxonomy places the organism in Eukaryota, Metazoa, Chordata, Actinopteri, Clupeiformes, Clupeidae.